Morone saxatilis (striped sea-bass) is the source of this 2006-nucleotide messenger RNA. RefSeq names its product tyrosine-protein kinase STYK1. The coding region runs from base 816 to 2006 and encodes 396 amino acids. NCBI's taxonomy places the organism in Eukaryota, Metazoa, Chordata, Actinopteri, Moronidae. The transcript has 10 exons. Gene Ontology annotation, molecular function: ATP binding; transmembrane receptor protein tyrosine kinase activity. Gene Ontology annotation, cellular component: signaling receptor complex. Gene Ontology annotation, biological process: multicellular organism development; positive regulation of kinase activity; cell surface receptor protein tyrosine kinase signaling pathway. The record is from RefSeq and is a predicted model, not a curated record.
CCUCUAUGUCAGUCUUGAGCUUUGUAAUGCAGUUCAGGUCCAUUAAAUGCGUUUAGAGAAUUGUAACCUUUCCUGCUCUCAGAACUGAGAGGUAGGAUACUUGCUGGAGGCGAUUUGUUGCGCAAUCCUGCCCCCUUGUGGUCGUAAUAGCCAGUAAUAGAGUCUGGCACCUCAUUCCUAGAGUCUAUGAGCAACAUUGGUGCCACUACACAACUAUACAUUCCUAAUUCCUUGUAGCACAAAGACACAGAGGUGUUGUGCUUUCAAUACAAUAUUUAGACGCCAGAACACCCAAAACCUGCGUAUGUGUUUGUGUCCUUGUGUUUGUUGGUUUUACCUGUUUUUAUGAGUUUUUACUUACUGAUGUUACUGUGUGUUAUUUUUUGCUAUUCUGUUUACUGUCUGAUUAACCAGAGCCAAAUUUCUCAUAUGAGACCCAAAAAUCUGAACUUUACACUUUUGUAUGCAUAUUAAUUACAGUUUAAUCAGUUAACUGUUAAGUCAGUAGGUGUGAGAAAGACACCUGUUAAUGUUAUCAUUUCUGGUGAUUUGUUAAUUAUUAACCUUCAGUAAACUUUCCAACUCACCUCUUCGGUCAGCGCCCUCGCAGGCAAACACACAAAGCUGAGCCGAUUCUCUAAAAGCAGCAAAUUGCAGCCCUGUUACUGUAAUUUCUCAAAUGCCGCUGCUGUUUCUUUAUAUUACAAUAAGGUUGUAAAUAUGCGUUCACUUGAACAUUGUGGCAUCAGGUGUCAGGUGGUGAUUUUUGAAUUUCAUCUGUUGAAAUGAUCUGCCAUUUCUCUCAUAUGUGAAAAAUGCCAGCUGCUCCUCAUGGAUGUAGCAACGACACCUCGCUCCCCAUGUGCUAUGAGGAGUCAUCAGGUCUAUUUGCUGUCAUUAUCAUCCCUUGUCUGUUGGCUCUGAGCACGCUUCUGGUGGUGGCUUUUAUUUUCUACAGUCUCCACAAGAACAAACGAAGAGCACAGAGCACCUCAGCCCAUUUCACAAAUGGCCAACAGAGUGUAUCCUUCAGUGCAACUUCUGUAAGCACUUCAAAGGUCCAGGCAGCUUUGUAUUCCUGGGAAAUCCCUGAGGAGUGCGUUCUUGAGGGACUAGAGUUUUGGCAGAGAGGUCGCCAUGGCCCCAUUUGUAAAGGUCUGCUGAAGAAGAGAGGCGGAGCCUUGUCUGCUGUGGUGGUGAAGUCCCUUCGAGAUGGCACCAACGAGCCUGAAGCUAAGGAGUUUGUGGAGUGGGUCCGCUUCCAUGCCAAAGUGUGUAAACAUGAGAAUGUGGUGCAGAUGCUGUACUGUCAGAUCAAGCGUCUGCCCAUGUAUCUGGUCUUAGAUGCCUACAGCCCCGGGAACCUCCUUCACUUCCUCUGGUCACUCAGAAAUAGGGAUACAAGCAUAGCAGAUCCAUUGCUGAACUUCUCUGAGAAGUCAGUGUUUCUGGUGGCAAAGCAGGUUGCAGCUGGCCUGGAUUACCUGAUGUCAGAGCACAGGCUGGUUCAUGGUGAUGUUGGUGCCAGGAACAUCUUAAUUGGCCCAGGCCUCUCAGCCAGGGUGUCUGGGCUGGGCGUGGCAUUUGGAGGACGCAAAAUGGAUUUAGCAAUGAGGCAGAGGGCAGCAGAGGUGCCUCUCAAAUGGCAGGCUCCAGAGAGGAUUAUGAUGCAGCUCAGCAUCGACAGGAGCGACGUGUGGUCAUUUGGAAUCUUACUGUAUGAACUGAUUACUUUAGGCUCUCCUCCAUAUCCUGAGCUGGAGCCUCUGUCUGUGCUUCCAAAGCUACAGGGGUCUUAUCGAAUGAAGAGACCAGAGAAUUGUGGUGGACCUUUGUAUGAUCUGAUGAAGUACUGUUGGAUGUGGAGUUUCAAAGACCGACCUGCUUUCUCGGCCAUCAUAAAGCUGUUGGAGUCCUCUCUGCAUCUAGCGGCUACUAAAGCCAUUUGUGUUCCUGAGGUCAUUGACACAUUGGAGUAUAACAGAAAGGCAGGACUGCUCUCAUAG